Talaromyces stipitatus ATCC 10500 is the source of this 749-nucleotide messenger RNA. RefSeq lists its product as uncharacterized. NCBI's taxonomy places the organism in Eukaryota, Fungi, Ascomycota, Eurotiomycetes, Eurotiales, Trichocomaceae. The coding region runs from base 126 to 749 and encodes 207 amino acids. The record is from RefSeq and is a predicted model, not a curated record. The transcript is spliced from 2 exons.
GUCAUUCAAGAUCAAUCUUCGUACGUUCUGUUGCCAUCGCUCCGUCUCCUCCGCCUGCAACAGAAAAUAAGUCUUAUACAAUACUCAAGCAAGAUAUAUCGUACAUCUAUCUCAAGCACCGAAGAAUGCAAGUCGCAAGCUCAUUCCGCAGACCUGCCUUUCCAGCAAUUCAACGAGCUACAUCUACAUCCCACUGCUACCCAUACAAAACAAGGCCUUGGGGCUCCUUGAGAAUGUCAUCGUGGACAACAGUCCCAUCCAACCCUCCCGUCUGCACACUCUCCUCCCUCGACCAUUUAGUCCUAACAGUCCAAUCCAUCCCAGCCACCAUCAACUUCUACACUCAAAUCCUAGGCAUGGCCCAUCAAUCCUUUACAUCACCUUCCGACGCCACAAGUACACCCCGGCACGCACUUUUGUUCGGCAGCCAGAAGAUCAAUCUGCAUCAAACCGGUAAGGAAUUUGAGCCCAAGGCAGCCAGGGCGUUGCCGGGGACGGCGGAUCUAUGUUUUUUGACUGAGGAGGAUGUUGGGGUUGUGUUACAGAGAUUGACUGAGAAGGGUAUUGAAGUGUUGGAAAGUGGGCAGGUGGUGAAGAGGACUGGGGCGAGGAGUGCGUUGCGAAGUGUGUAUGUGAGAGAUCCGGAUGGGAAUCUGAUUGAUAAGGAAUUUGUCGAAAAAGGCAGGUCGUUCAAAUUGAGAACAUCGAAGAGUCAAAUUGAUUGUAGUAAGACAUACCGUCAGAAGUAA